Molecule: messenger RNA, 972 nt
Organism: Myotis brandtii (Brandt's bat)
Lineage: Eukaryota; Metazoa; Chordata; Mammalia; Chiroptera; Vespertilionidae
Product: UDP-glucuronosyltransferase 2B31
Exons: 1
Coding region: 154-948 (264 amino acids)
Molecular function (GO): UDP-glycosyltransferase activity
Source: RefSeq, a predicted model, not a curated record
GCUCCCAGCAGGGAAACGCGGCCGGGAGGGGCUGGUGGGAGCAGCAACCUGCAGAAGGAGGCUGCCCCGGUCCGCGCGCUCAGCGCUGGGGCCACGCCCAGAAGUUAUAUUUUAACUUCCUGGUUGAUUUCCCUUCGCACGCAAGUAUGAGCCAUGAUAAAAGGGAUCGGCCAUUUGAAAAGAAGCCUGUGUGCCACCAGGAUGCCUAUGAAGUGGAUUUCAGUUCUGCUGCUGCUACAGCUGAGUGGUCACUUCAGCCCUGGGAGUUGUGGAAAGGUGCUGGUGUGGCCCACAGAAUACAGCCAUUGGAUCAACAUGAAGACCAUCCUGGAUGCACUUGUCCAGAGAGGUCAUGAAGUGACUGUUCUGACAUCUUCAGCUUCAAUUCUUGUUGAUCCCAAUAAACCAUCUGCUAUUCAAUUUGAGAUUUUUCCUACAUCUUUAACAAAAGAUGAUUUUGAGGAUAUUCUCAUGCGGCUGACCUCUAAGUGGACAUAUAUGCCAAAAUAUACAUUUUGGACUUAUUUUUCACUAAUUCAAGAUAACAUUUUGGAAUAUUUUGAUUGUAUUCAAAAGCUCUGUAAAGAUGCUGUUUUGAACAAGAACCUUAUGAGAAAACUACAGGAAUCAAGGUUUGAUGUUGUUCUUGCAGAUCCCUCUGGACCCUGUGGUGAGCUGCUGGCUGAGCUACUUAAAAUACCUUUUGUGUACAGUCUCCGCUUCUCUUUUGGCUAUACAAUUGAAAAGUACAGUGGAGGACUUCCAUUCCCUCCAUCCUACGUACCUAUUGUCUUAUCAGAAUUAAGUGAUCAAAUGACAUUCAUGGAGCGAGUAAAAAAUAUGAUGUAUGUGCUUUAUUUUGACUUCUGGUUCCAAGCAUUUAGUGAGAAGUGGGAUCAGCUUUACAGCGAAGCACUAGGUAAGUCAUGUCCUUACUUGGUAGCAUGAAAUCCUAACUUUGUUAGUGCUCUA